Medicago truncatula (barrel medic) is the source of this 1097-nucleotide messenger RNA. Its product is annotated as peptidyl-prolyl cis-trans isomerase CYP28, chloroplastic. Gene Ontology annotation, molecular function: peptidyl-prolyl cis-trans isomerase activity. NCBI's taxonomy places the organism in Eukaryota, Viridiplantae, Streptophyta, Magnoliopsida, Fabales, Fabaceae. The record is from RefSeq and is a predicted model, not a curated record. The coding region runs from base 66 to 956 and encodes 296 amino acids. The transcript has 2 exons. Gene Ontology annotation, cellular component: chloroplast. Gene Ontology annotation, biological process: protein peptidyl-prolyl isomerization.
UUGGCACCUCUCCUAGUUCAACCUCUGCGUCAUGAACAACCUAACUCACUACUCUCCUCUCCUCAAUGGCUUCCUCCAUAACCCAACAACCACCACCACUCCCCUCUCUCCACCACCCAAUUCUCAAACCCACCAUCACCCGCCGCUCACUCCUCCUCACAUCCACCACCACCACACUCACCUUCCCCUCCCUCUCCUCCUCCGCCUCACCACAGCUACCAAACCCCACCAUCACCGACCGCAUCUUCAUGGACUUCAGCCUCUGCCCCAACUAUUACCUCCCAAAUCGCACCCUCGGCGACACCAUCUCCACCCUAUGCUCCGAAUCCACCUUACUCGGUCGCGUCAUUCUCGGCCUCUACGGUAACCUCGUUCCACGCACAGUCUCAAAUUUCAAAUCACUUUGUAUUUCCUCUCCUAAUUCAUCUUCCUCCUACAAGAACACAUUCGUUCACAAGGUUAUACAAGGUCAGUACUUUCUUGCUGGACGUCAGGGUCGUCCUGAAAAAGGCGAGGUCCGCCCUCCUCGUCACCUCCCACGCAAUGUUGAAACGGUUGACCCCAAGGCGUUUGCGCUGACACAUUCUCGUCCCGGUGUUGUUUCGCUUUCGCUAUCGGAGAAUGAUGACGAUGAUGAGAUCAAGUUUGACCCUGAAUAUAGGAAUGUUGAGUUUUUAAUCACCACUGGACCUGGACCUUGUCCUCAGCUUGAUAAUAAGAAUAUCGUCUUUGGAACCGUGCUUGAAGGGUUGGAUGUCAUCACAACCAUAGCGUCAACUCCCACUUACCAACCAGGUGAACGAAUUCGCCAAUUUAAUGACUUGGCUGAAUUUUUCGGAGACGAGAGGGCUCAGAAUGCUCGCGCCAUUUGGAACAGGCCUCUUACCACAAUUUACAUUAGUGACUGUGGGGUGCUAGAGGUUGCAAAGCCUUCCCUCACACCUUCUCUCCCUUAACUUCUUUCCCUGUGUAUAUUAAUAUUCAAGAGAAUUUCAUUUAACUGUUGUAUGUAAAAUCAUACUCAAAUUAUUUCAAAGGAACUGAUAAUUAAUAAACCCUAAAGUGAACAAAAUGAAUGACUUGAAAAUUGGAAGGAA